Capsicum annuum is the source of this 405-nucleotide messenger RNA. RefSeq lists its product as uncharacterized. The coding region runs from base 1 to 405 and encodes 134 amino acids. The transcript has 2 exons. The record is from RefSeq and is a predicted model, not a curated record. Lineage: Eukaryota; Viridiplantae; Streptophyta; Magnoliopsida; Solanales; Solanaceae.
AUGAGGAGUGGGUUGCAAACAAAGGAGAUGGUGAAUGAGCAGGAAAAUCAAAUGAUCACUGAUGAUAGCUUACAAGAGAAUACAGAAGUGGAAGAUAAAGAAAAAGAAAAAGAUGCUAGUAAAGAUAUUCGUGUAGAGAAGAAGACUAUACCUUUACCCUUUCCACAUAAGAUUAUGCCGAAGUAUGUGAAAUACUUAAAGGAUAUUUUUUCUAAUAAGAAUUGGCUAGUGGAAUAUGAUGCUGUUGCACUUACUCAGGAGUGCACAUCUAAAAUUCAGAAUAAAUUACCCACAAAAUUAAAGGAUCCUAGGAGUUUCACAUUGCAGAUUACCCUUGGUCACACUAUUUAUGCAUGUGGGUUGUGUGACUUGGGGGAUAGCAUAAAUCUCAUGCCCACGUCAUAG